Botrytis byssoidea is the source of this 630-nucleotide messenger RNA. RefSeq lists its product as uncharacterized. The record is from RefSeq and is a predicted model, not a curated record. The transcript is spliced from 2 exons. NCBI's taxonomy places the organism in Eukaryota, Fungi, Ascomycota, Leotiomycetes, Helotiales, Sclerotiniaceae. The coding region runs from base 1 to 630 and encodes 209 amino acids.
AUGGGUUCCAAAAACGCCCGCGGUCAAGCACCAGUCAAGCGCGCAGCUCAAAAAGAAGCACAGAAGCAACAUGCUCAGCAAGCCAAGGCCCAACAGUUGGUACAAGAGAAGGCUUUGGCUCUUCAAUGCAUCUUCAACUUUGACUACACCACUUUACCUAAGCACGCUGCACUCAAGGUAGUAAAAGACGCCGGCACCGAAACUGUCAAGUUGCACAUCAACAUUGACAUCAUUCAUCAUCAAAAGACAGCCAACGAAGGCAAUCUCAAUGUUGUUCUUUCCAAGUAUGCGGAUCUCAUCACAAAGAUUCAGUUCAGACUAGUCGCUCCAACAUAUCACGAAUCCUCUGAGGUUUACAAUCUUCGAGUCAGAAACAUGAUGCGGACUAUGAACUGCCUUAACAAAUUCAAGAUCGACGAGUUCCAGUUUGUGAUCUCACUCAACAACGCCUUUAACCUCCAUCAAAUAAAGCUCGCAGCUUCAGCAUUUGGCUUGAACUUCAAGGAAUGGACAAUGGUUGCAGAGAUUCUUAGAUUUAAGGGUAGAUUCAGUGUUGAUAUUGGUAGUCCAUGGGACCGUAGAUUGGCUGGUUUGUACAAGACCCAGUUCUUAGUUCACAAGGAGAAGUGA